AUGGCACCGAAAUCUCCUGCCAGGCGCAACAAAGCGCGACCAUCGCGAGGCGGGAGAGCUAGUAUUGGUGAUAGAAGGGAGUCUGGUAAGCGACUUGGAGCGCCAGGACCUGCGCCUGAUCGCGCAAAAAAGCGCUAUAAGCCUGGUACUGUGGCUCUUCGUGAGAUCAAGCGGUAUCAAAAGUCGACUGACCUGCUUUUGCUGAAGCUCCCUUUCCAGCGCCUUGUCCGUGAAAUCGCCCAAACAGUCACAAGCGAAGAAGGACCCAACAGAUGGCAGAGCCAAGCCAUUAUGGCCCUACAAGAAGCUACUGAAGCCUUCCUGGUCAACCUAUUCCAUGAUGCCAAUCUAUGCGCCAUUCAUGCAAGGCGCGUCACCAUUCAGCAAAAGGACAUACAGCUCGCACGUCGCCUGCGCGCAGCUUGGGGUGCUCCGGUGUAA
Messenger RNA from Bipolaris zeicola 26-R-13, 441 nucleotides. RefSeq lists its product as uncharacterized. Gene Ontology annotation, cellular component: nucleosome. The coding region runs from base 1 to 441 and encodes 146 amino acids. The transcript is spliced from 3 exons. NCBI's taxonomy places the organism in Eukaryota, Fungi, Ascomycota, Dothideomycetes, Pleosporales, Pleosporaceae. The record is from RefSeq and is a predicted model, not a curated record. Gene Ontology annotation, molecular function: DNA binding; protein heterodimerization activity; structural constituent of chromatin.